CCGGAAGUGUGAUGGAGGGAAUGCUCUGCGUUGUCUAGGUUAUGUUGGGCCGUUUGGCGUCAACACAGCAGCAGCAUCAGACAAGAGAAUAACCUUAUGAUGGAAGAAUUUGAAGAUGUUGAUGCUCUUCCUGCUCAGGGUCUGUCUCAGUGCAAAACGUGUAAAAGAUGGUUCUUCCCCAAAGUCCUGGAGAAGCAUGCUAACAUUUGCCAAAAGACAGCAACUAAAAGGAGAAAGAUUUUCGAUUCGAGUCGACAGAGAGCUGAAGGAACAGAGAUCUCCACACUAAAACCAAUCAAACCAAAGUUGCAAAGCUCAGCUGCCUCACAGAAAGCAGAACCUCCGAAGAAGCCUUCCAACUGGCGCAAGAAACAUGAGGACUUCAUCGCCACCAUUCGGGCUGCCAAGGCCGCCACUCAGGCAGUAAAGGAUGGGGGACCAUUACCCCCACCUCCUCCUCCGUCUUAUGAUCCAGAUUACAUCCAGUGUCCUUACUGUCAGCGGAGGUUCAAUGAGAACGCAGCUGACAGACACAUCAAAUUCUGCCAGGAGCAAGCCGCCCGCAUACCCAUUAAAAACAAGUCAGGAGAUGCCAAGAAGCCUCCGAGUCGCACACAGUUUAAGCCUCCUGGUUCUGUAAAGAAAGCGAACCCUCCUGCUGUAUCCACGAUCCCCUCAGCCUCUUCCCGUUUACCUCAGAGACAAGGCCUGGGACAGUCCACUGGAAUCCCAUCAAGUAAGGCUAACCCAGCAGGCUCGGUGAGAAGCAAUCUCUCUGGACUGUCAAGCCCACCCUCAUGCGUGGGAAAUAAGAUCAGAGCUGUAAGCUCAAGCUACGGGUGUGCGAGGAACUCUCCGUCAGGAAUAGCAGCCAACAAAAAGAAAGCUGACACCUACACAUCUAGGAAUGAUGUUGACUGUGGAAAUGAAAUUGACAACGUUGGAAUAAAGAGCAAGUUCUGCCACGCCUGUGGUACCAAGUACCCUGUUGACUCCGCUAAAUUCUGCUGUGAAUGUGGGGUCCGGAGGAUGUGCAUCUGACCGAGGUCAAAAGUCAGAGAAGGAAGAGGAAGUAGGGAUGCCCCUGUGCUCGAUUAGCAGUGAAUUAUUUCACCAAAGCUAAUGAACAUUAAAGACAAAGAACACAUUUCCCGUCAUUAAUUUCACACAUGCUGCUGGUUUCCUAGUAGCUGAGGGGUAUAACUAAGAUAAAGGUUAUACUGCUCUAUGCAACAAAACUGUUGAUAUUCUACAAUAAAUGUUGCUGAUUAUUUUGGUUAAGCGGUCCCGAUGGUUAACUGUUAAGCUUUGAAGGGUGAUUAUCUUAAUGCAUGUCGGCUUUUACUGGAACCAGCCAUGCAUAUGAUCUCAGCUUUCCUCCCACUGUUGAUUUUGCGAUAUCGCUCUUAUGCACGUGUCUAAAACAACGUUACUGCAUUGAGGUUAGCUGGUGUGCAGAAAUCCACACUGAGAAGUAUGUUGUUAAAGGUAAAAGAACAUUAUGUGCAGCUAGUUUAAAUGUGAAUGCCCUUCAACGUCUAUCCCGACCUGAAACACAUUCGGUCAGUCUUCUCUUAUCAAGCAGAAGGUUAUCAUAAUAAAGUGCAUUAUAAUUGA
Messenger RNA from Girardinichthys multiradiatus, 1617 nucleotides. It is a transcript of the gene zc2hc1a, whose product is annotated as zinc finger, C2HC-type containing 1A. Bases 97 to 1041 code for a protein of 314 amino acids. The record is from RefSeq and is a predicted model, not a curated record. The transcript is spliced from 10 exons. NCBI's taxonomy places the organism in Eukaryota, Metazoa, Chordata, Actinopteri, Cyprinodontiformes, Goodeidae.